Messenger RNA from Arabidopsis arenosa, 2336 nucleotides. Lineage: Eukaryota; Viridiplantae; Streptophyta; Magnoliopsida; Brassicales; Brassicaceae. The record is from the annotation of a GenBank genome assembly.
CUUGUUUCUGCUUUUACAAGCCACAAUGUCUAAACGUUCUUUCAAGAAAUUUGUGGAACAAGAACUCGGAUCUCGUCCUCAUUUCCUCAUCUACACUGUUCUUGAAUGGAGCCUCAUCGUUAUCCUCUUCAUCGACGGCUUUAUCGCCUUUCUGUCAAACCAAUUCGCCAAAUUCUUCGACCUCAACAUGCCUUGUCUUCUCUGCACCAGAAUCGACCACAUUCUCGUCCCUAGAGACCCUCGAUUCUAUUACAAUGAGUCAAUCUGCGACUCUCACAAGAAGAAAGUAUCUUCUCUUGCUUAUUGCCAUGUCCAUAAGAAGCUCUCUGAGAUCAAACAUAUGUGUGAAGGAUGUCUUCUCUCUUUCGCCACCGAGAAAGAAUCUGACUGUGAUACUUAUAAGUCUCUCAUUGGCAUCUUACACAAAGAUCUCGAGCUUCUCAUUGACGAUGAACGAGAACUUCCCUUGGCAUUCAAGAAAGACGACAAUUUUGUCCAGACAACAAAAAAUCUGGUGGAUUACAAGACCAACAUUAAAAAUGAUAGCUUGAAGCAACAUUGUUCGUGUUGCGGAGAAUUAUUGAAGAUAAAAUCUGAGAAGUUGCCGAAGAACAACAAUUCUUUCCUUGCUCCUGCUCCUUCUCCUAGGGUUUCGCACAACAAACUGUCUGAAAGAGAAUCUGAGUUUAAGGAUCUGGAUGUGGACAGAACACCGAAUUUUGUAAGAGGAGGUAACAAGUUUUUUGGGAUCCCUCUGUCUGAUUCGGUACAAAACAGUCCACGAUGGUCCGUUCGGUCUCUUAAGAAGUCCCUUUUGGAUAAGACAGAGAAUGCUUCGGACACGGCAGAUUCAAACGGUGAAUCCAUCCUUAAUCAGCUCAAGAAAGAGGUUCGCUUGGACAAGAAGUCACUUAUUGAUUUGUAUAUGGAGUUAGAUGAAGAGAGAAGUGCUUCAGCUGUUGCAGCCAACGAAGCGAUGGCUAUGAUCACGAGGCUUCAAGCCGAGAAAGCUGCUGUUCAAAUGGAGGCUUUGCAGUACCAAAGAAUGAUGGAUGAACAAGCAGAGUAUGACCAAGAAGCUUUGCAGUCGAUGAGUAGCGAAUUGGCAAAGAGGGAGGAGGAAAUGAAGGAGCUUGAAGCUGAGUUUGAGGCUUAUAGAGAGAAAUAUGGAUGUUUGACAGAUGAAGAAGAUGCAAGAGAAGAGUUUCAUGAACAAAACGGCAAUGCUAGUCAAAAUGAUGAUUGCCAAGAAACCAAGCCCGUCUCGGAUUUGACCGUCUGUUAUUCAAAUCAGGAGGAGAAUGGCGAAAACAUCGAUCAAAAUGGUUCAACUCAAUCAAAAGAUACAGGUUAUGUAGCACAAAGGUCAGAGGAGUCUACCGCGGAAAAGGAUGUCUCUGCAGAUGAAGAAAAGGGGACUGAAAGCAAAGAAGGAAUAGUAAGAGAGCUUUCAGAUAUCACAGAGAGACUAAGUGCUCUUCAAUCAAAUGGUGAUCUGUUAAAACAUAUUGCUGAUGUUUUGGAUGUUAGUGAAGGAGAAGCAAUUCUAUUGCAGAUCUCUCAGAAUUUGCACAUGCUUCGUAGUUUUGUUGCCAUGCCUUCAGAAUCCAUGAACUUAGUUGUAAUCUUCCUUGCAUUAUGCAUCACUCUCUUCACGAACCCUACUCUCGCACUCCCAGCCCUAAAACUUAACCCUUUACAAGAUUUUUGUGUAGCUGAUCUCCAAGCUACACCAACCAACAGUGGCUUCCCCUGCAAGUCACAAGUCACCUCUGAAGACUUCUUUUAUUCCGGCUUGAACACUCCUUUAAACACUUCGAACCCAAAAGGUAUUGCCGCUAAUCCAGCCAAUCUCUUGACCUUUCCGGGCCUAAACACUUUGGGAAUAUCCAUGUACAAUGUUGCAAUUGCACCUGGAGGAUACAACCAACCUCACUCUCACCCUGGUGCGACCGAGGCAGGGGUCGUGAUCGAAGGUUGGGUCUUGGUUGGGUUCUUGACGACAAACAACACGUUGUACUCGAAGGUUAUUGGACCCGGUGAUAUGUUUGUGAUUCCUCCGGGACUCAUUCAUUACGAGGGGAACGUUGGGAAAACGCAAUGCCGUCUUUUGACGGUUGUUGCUGACGACUUGCCUAGCGAGGUUGGUGUGCCUCACACUCUGUUUGCUACGAAACCCGCGAUUCCAGACGCAGUAUUGAUGGCGGCGUUCAAGGCGGAUAGUAAAACAAUCGACAUGCUCAGGUCAAAGUUUACUACUUAACAAAUGUUCUAUAGUUCCUCUAAAAAUGUAACUUUUUUUAAUGAGUUUACUUAAAUGAAUAACAGACAUCAAU